Messenger RNA from Drechmeria coniospora, 4479 nucleotides. RefSeq names its product WD repeat protein. The transcript is spliced from 2 exons. The record is from RefSeq and is a predicted model, not a curated record. Lineage: Eukaryota; Fungi; Ascomycota; Sordariomycetes; Hypocreales; Ophiocordycipitaceae. Gene Ontology annotation, molecular function: protein binding. The coding region runs from base 1 to 4479 and encodes 1492 amino acids.
AUGCCGUUCUUUGACCAAUCCCACGAAUCCCAUAAGAAGGGAAAGAUUAUCAAGUCGGCCUACGACAGCGAGAGCUUCGAUUCCGACGGCACAAUUCAUGUCGACGGUCUCGUCGGAUCUGCGACCAUUUCCCCAUCAGGCCGUGAUAUCGCCUUGGCUUCACCCGAAGGUCUCGCCAUCAUUGACCUCGACUCGCCCUACAACCCACCUCGACGCCUGCGCAGCCACGGCCUGCCUUGGUUGGUCUGUGACGUUCAAUGGUCGCCCUUUGCCGCGCGCGACUACUGGGUUGUGUCGACAGCCAACCAUCGAGCUCUCGUGUGGAAUCUCAACCUGAGGGAAGAUUCCAACUCUGGCGCCAUCGAACACUCGCUCCAAGGGCAUAGCAGGGCCAUCACCGACGUGAACUUUUCGGCCCAUCAUCCCGACCUGCUCGCCACCUGCUCCGUUGAUGGCUACGUCCACUGGUGGGACCUGAGGCGGCCUAGGCAGCCUGCUCUCACAUUCUGCGAUUGGUUCGCCGGCGCGACCCAGGUCAAGUUUAACCGUCAAGACCCCCAUAUCCUGGCAUCUGCCCACGACCGCUGGCUCCAUGUGUGGGACGAGAGGAAAGCUUGCAAGCCUGUCCGGUCCAUUGGCGCGCACACGUCCAAGAUUUAUGGUAUAGAUUGGAAUCGAACGCGACCGACGGGCAUCGUGACUUGCUCGCUGGACAAGACCAUCAAGUUCUGGGACUAUGGCAAGGACGACGACGACAUGUUGGAGCAUGUCAUUCGCACCGACUUUCCCGUAUGGAGAGCCCGCCACACUCCCUUCGGAUGGGGGCUGCUUGCCAUGCCCCAGAACGAGCCGGGCGACCUGUACCUCUACGACCGCCUGUGGACCGAUGAAUCUCCCGUCGAGGUUGCACCAACGCCCGUCGCCGUCUUUCCCGGUCACGGUGAUCACAAAGCCAAGGAGUUCCUCUGGAGAACCCGUGGCGGAAUAUCCGGCGACGGCAUGGACCAUCGUGAAUUCCAGCUCGUCUCCUGGGGAACCGACAACGAGCUGAGGCUGCACUGCGUUGACAGCCAUCUACUCUCCUCCGUCGGCCACGUCAAGGAUGGCCCUGCCAGAAAAGGCUUGAGCCUCACGCGCCAGGGGGCUGCGUACAAGACCUAUCGUACCGUCGACGACACCUCCAACAGAGACCGGAAAGCGGGCACCAUGAGUGACGGCAGAAGCGGCACGAACACGCCUCAUCACAAGCAAAGCGCCCUCACCCUUGGUAUGGCGUCGGGAGGACCGUUCGGUCGCCAGGCGAGGCCUGCGUGGCGGGGACCGUCGAUGAAGGCCAAGGUCGGCAGCAACAAGAGCGUAGACCGAAGCCAAGCACAGCUCGGGUGGAUGAAGGGAAUCACAAUGACGAAGCGCAAAGCAUCGACAGCCACAGACGGGUCCAGACGACACGUCUCCAAGGAUGUUGGCAUCGUCGGACACUACCUAGACGACGAAUGGGGUCAACCCGACACCAUACAGGAGGAGCUUUUGCGUGUGAGCACGCAAAUCCCAAAGGUCAAGUGGGAGAACAUCGACAUGGACAGUCUGACACUGAAAGCCUCCUUGAACGGCCCAUGGGGCGCUGGCGGUGAACCCAUUUUCAUCAAAGUCAAGAUUGACGUUCCUACCGAAUACCCGAAGCACAGGGCGCCCAAUUUCGUCAUCGAAAAAACUUCUUUCAUGUCGGAGGAGACGCACAAGAAGAUCACGCGCGAGGUCAACCAACUUGGAAGCCAGUUUCUGCAACGAAAGCAGAACUGCCUGGAAGUCGCCUUCACCUACCUUCUCGGCGAGGUCGACCUCGAGUCAAGCACGACAUUCUUCAAGAAUGUACGGGACCUGGAGGACGGUCUGGACGGCCUGGACGACGAGAGCUCGAGCGAGGAAGACGAGGACAUGCCCGGAGGAGGGUCGACGUCCAUGUCGCAGGAGCUGGUAACACACGGCGACAUUGACGCUAUCCUUGCACCUGGCCAUCGAAAUAUGAUGCCGCCGACGCCGCGGUCGUGCGGCGUGCGAAUCUCCAAUGAUGGCAAAGUUGUGUGCUUCUUCCCCUCAAAGGAAGAAAAGGCUCGGGCUCUCUUCUCAACCUCCGCGGAGAUGUAUAGCAAGGAGAGGGCGAGAGGGGAGCCCUUCUUCGCGGGAUUUGGCCGACUGGCGUACGAUCUGCCUGCGCGGCAAAGAUACGCAAUGGAUGAGGCGUCGGUGACGGAUGAUCUGUCGGAUGAGCCUGACUCGGAUGCGUCGUCGUCCACCUCGAGCGACUCGGAGUCGACGUCGGUGCAUAAAAUGAACUUUUGGUAUCGAUCAGGCCGCCAGCUGCGCAAACCCUGGAGCGAGGACCGCUCCGUCCGAUCAAGCGGUGGCGGCACCGGAGCCGGCACGGGCACGGGCACAGUGACGGGCACGGGCACGGGCACCAGCCGCCGUCGGUUUGGAAGGGGGCCUAGAAAUCUCAUUUCCAUUCACGACUUGAGCGCCCAACUACCCUCCAAGAGAGAGUUUGCAGAGGAGUACAUCGUCUUUGGGGACGGAGCCGACGUCUGCGAGCACAACGCCAGGGUCGCAGAAAGGCAUGGACACGAAGAUUUGGUCGACGUCUGGCGCUAUCUGGCUCUUCUGCUCAGCAAGGGAAUCCCUCUCGAGGUUCUGGGGGGGGAUCGCCGGCAGUCAUCCAUCCUGGUCAUCGCACGGGACGUCGUCCUGAGAUGCCGCAGGGACGACUACGUUGCCAAGGAUCAGUUUGGCAACGACAGGAGUCUGCUCGGCAGGGUCAAGUGGGGUUGCCAUCCGCUCGCCAACGAGUUCAUCGGCCAUCUUUUUGACCAUUACGAGAAGAUGGCAGAUGUGCAGAUGCUCGCAAUGCUCUCGUGCGUCUUCAGCGAGCCGUCCACCAACGACGGCGUUGCGUACGUCGAGUCCCGACUACCCAGGCAGGAGACUCCGCUCCCGCUCAAGGCACCGUCGUUUACUCUGGACUACUUCCCGACGGAUGCGUCCGCGUGGGGGUUCUACAGCCGGAGCCACAGCAACUCGGCGGUGACAACACCGGGCGCUCUCCACACACCCAUCCACGGCGCCGGCUCCCAAGCCUCGGACGACUUGAUGUGGGUUGGCGAUCCCGAGCCGGCCACUAGUUCCUACUCGUGCGGCGAGACUCCACCUACGACGGCAAAACCCGUCUUGCGAGAUCGCGAGCAGUCAUCGCCAAUGUCCAGGUCCCCGACAGGCAGGACCGGGCCGGGGCUUCUGCGCGGAACGUCGGGUUUGGCGUCGGCGCUGACGGCGAACCUACCGCGGUCGAUUACCGGGGGCAGCUCAUCAUCACCGACCAGCCAAGGGAGAAAGCGGUCGAGUCCUGCGGAGUAUAUCCUCAACGGCCUCGCGCCCAGCACGGAAAACACGACGCAGGGAAGCGGCUCGGGCUCGGCUGUGGGAUCUGGAGGCAGGGAGGCAUCCAUGUCCGACGACGAAUGCCGAAAGGAUGACCUGCUCCUGCCCUUGAUCCCCCUCCAAGUGUCUGUGACGAUGGAAGAUCAGACAAUGUUCGACGACGACGGCUGGCUCUCGGCACCCUUUUUGGACCCCGACAGGGCCAGGAUCUACGCAGAUUAUCGUCACGCGUAUGCCGAGAUGCUGCACAUGUGGGGACAGCCGCUGGCGAGGCUCGAAGUCUUGAAGUUCAACGUCCUCAGGGAACAUGCGCCGUCAGCAAUGGCGGAUGAAAACUUUGGCGACUCGACGACGAUGCGCAACGGCGCGGGGGCCACCGUUGCCCAUCGAAAGAACGCAUCGUCGCCCAUCAUGAUGGGCAGGAAGGAUCAGCUGCUGUCGCUGCUCGCCUCUGGGCGAGGGCUGGAUGUGACGGGCAUCUGCCGCGUCCACGAGACCCAGCUGGAGCCGACGCGCUACACGACUUGGGAGCCUCACAUGGGCGGCGCCGUGGGGACUUGCGAUCGCUGCCGGCGCUCGCAGACGCAGCUGCGAUGCGUCUACUGCCUCGAACCUGUCGACGCGCUGUACCCGGCCUGCCUCUCCUGCGGGUGCGCGAGCCACGAGAUGUGCUUGGCCGAGUGGCACGCCGCCGGCGAGAGGUUCUGCCCCGCCGGAGACGAGUGCAACUGCGUCGAGGAGGCCGCCAACGGGCAGGUCGAGUCCUGGGCGGCCCUCCAGGGUGCCAUGCUCAAGGGGGUGGGGCAGGGGCUCGGCCAGGCUACAGCAUCCACGCUCCCGCCCUCGGCCGCCGACGGCAGCGACGACGGUGAGGGCGACAGGGACAAGAGCGAAUGGGAGCGCGUCGAGAAGAAGGGCCCGAGUCGGGUGCAGGGGAGCACGCUGCUGGCUCCGGCAACGCUGAGCUUCGGCCGGCUGAAAAAGUCUGCGGGGUCGUGGUCGCGGACGUCGAGCACGAAGCGGACGCCAAGUGUGAGAGGAGCCUAG